CGCCGCUCAGCGGGGGCGGGGAAGGGGCGCGGGCGGUGCCUCCGCUGGGGUUGGCGCUGAGUGGAGAGGGCGGGGAAAAGGCGGCGAAUUGAGGGGAGAGCGGGAGGGGCGGGAGAGGGGCGGCCCGAACAUGGCCGACCAGAUUCCGCUGUACCCGGUGCGCGGCGUCGCGGCGGUCGCAGCCAACCGCAAACGCGCGGCCUACUACAGCGCUGCGGGGCCCGGGUCGGGAGCCGACUGGCGCGGCAGGUACCAACUGGAGGAUGAGUCUGCACAUUUGGAUGAAAUGCCACUAAUGAUGUCUGAAGAAGGCUUUGAGAAUGAGGAAAGUGAUUACCAUACCCUACCACGAGCCAGGAUAACGCAAAGGAAAAGAGGACUGGAGUGGUUUGUCUGUGACGGCUGGAAGUUCGUCUGCACCAGUUGCUGUGAUUGGCUGAUAAAUAUUUGUCAAAGAAAGAAAGAACUGAAAGCUCGCACAGUAUGGCUUGGAUGUCCCGAAAAGUGUGAAGAAAAACAUCCCAAGAAUUCUAUAAAAAAUCAAAAAUACAAUGUGUUUACCUUUAUACCUGGGGUUUUAUAUGAACAAUUCAAGUUUUUCUUGAACCUCUAUUUUCUGAUAAUAUCCUGCUCACAGUUUGUACCAGCAUUGAAAAUAGGCUAUCUCUACACCUACUGGGCUCCUCUGGGAUUUGUUUUGGCUGUUACUAUGAUGCGGGAAGCAAUUGACGAAUUUCGGCGUUUUCAACGUGACAGGGAAGUGAAUUCCCAGCUAUAUAGCAAGCUUACAGUAAGAGGUAAAGUGCAAGUUAAGAGUUCAGACAUACAAGUUGGAGACCUCAUCAUAGUGGAAAAGAAUCAAAGAAUUCCAUCGGACAUGGUGUUUCUUAGGACUUCAGAAAAAGCAGGUUCGUGUUUUAUUCGAACUGAUCAACUAGAUGGUGAAACUGACUGGAAGCUGAAGGUGGCGGUGAGCUGCACACAACGGCUGCCGGCUCUCGGGGACCUGUUUUCUAUCAGUGCUUACGUUUAUGCGCAGAAACCACAACUGGAUAUUCACAGUUUUGAAGGCACAUUUACCAGGGAAGACAGUGACCCGCCCGUUCAUGAAAGUCUCAGCAUCGAAAAUACAUUGUGGGCAAGCACCAUUGUCGCAUCAGGUACUGUAAUAGGUGUUGUCAUUUAUACUGGAAAAGAGACUCGAAGUGUAAUGAACACAUCCAAUCCAAAAAAUAAGGUUGGUUUAUUGGACCUUGAACUCAACCGGCUGACAAAAGCACUAUUUUUGGCUUUAGUUGCUCUUUCCGUUGUUAUGGUAACCUUGCAAGGAUUUGUGGGUCCAUGGUACCGCAAUCUUUUUCGGUUCCUUCUCCUCUUUUCUUACAUCAUUCCCAUAAGUUUGCGUGUGAACUUGGACAUGGGCAAAGCGGUGUAUGGAUGGAUGAUGAUGAAAGAUGAGAACAUCCCUGGCACAGUCGUCCGGACCAGCACUAUCCCGGAGGAGCUGGGACGCCUGGUGUAUUUACUGACAGACAAAACAGGAACCCUCACCCAGAAUGAGAUGGUAUUUAAGCGGCUCCACCUGGGCACCGUGUCCUAUGGAGUGGACACCAUGGAUGAGAUCCAGAGCCACGUCAGGGACUCCUACUCACAGAUGCAUUCUCAAGCUGGUGGAAACAAUGCCGGUUCAACUCCACCAAGAAAAGCCCAGUCUUCAGCUCCCAAAGUCAGGAAAAGUGUCAGUAGUCGAAUCCAUGAAGCCGUGAAAGCCAUAGUGCUGUGCCACAACGUGACCCCUGUGUAUGAGUCUCGAGCUGGCGUUUCUGGGGAGACGGAAUUUGCAGAGGCUGACCAAGACUUCAGUGACGAGAACCGCACCUACCAGGCUUCCAGCCCCGAUGAGGUCGCUCUGGUGCAGUGGACGGAGAGUGUGGGCCUCACACUGGUCAGCAGGGACCUCACCUCCAUGCAGCUGAAGACCCCCGGCGGCCAGGUCCUCAGCUUCUGCAUCCUGCAGCUGUUCCCCUUCACGUCCGAGAGCAAGCGGAUGGGCAUCAUCGUCAGGGACGAAGCCACGGCAGAAAUCACGUUUUACCUGAAGGGCGCUGAUGUGGUCAUGUCCGCUGUCGUGCAGUACAAUGACUGGCUGGAAGAGGAGUGCGGAAACAUGGCACGCGAAGGACUGCGGACCCUCGUGGUUGCAAAGAAGUCGCUGACGGAAGAGCAGUACCAGGACUUUGAGAGCCGAUACACUCAAGCCAAGCUGAGCAUGCACGACAGAACCCUCAAGGUGGCCGCGGUCAUCGAGAGCCUGGAGAGGGAGAUGGAGCUGCUGUGCCUCACGGGCGUGGAGGACCAGCUGCAGGCGGACGUGCGGCCCACGCUGGAGAUGCUGCGCAAUGCCGGGAUCAAGGUAUGGAUGCUAACAGGCGACAAGCUGGAGACAGCCACCUGCGUCGCCCAAAGCUCACGCCUGGUGCCUCGGACACAGGAUACUCACAUCUUCAGACGGGUAACCAGUCGGGGAGAGGCACAUUUGGAGCUGAAUGCAUUUAGAAGGAAGCAUGAUUGUGCCUUGGUUAUAUCUGGGGACUCUCUAGAGGUUUGUCUAAAGUACUACGAGCACGAGUUUAUGGAGCUGGCCUGCCAGUGCCCCGCCGUGGUGUGCUGCCGCUGCUCGCCCACCCAGAAGGCCUGCAUCGUGACGCUGCUGCAGCAGCACACGGGGAGACGCACCUGCGCCAUCGGUGAUGGAGGAAAUGAUGUCAGCAUGAUUCAGGCAGCGGACUGUGGGAUUGGGAUUGAGGGAAAGGAGGGGAGGCAGGCCUCGCUGGCGGCCGACUUCUCCGUCACGCAGUUCCGGCACGUCGGCAGGCUGCUCGUGGUGCACGGGCGCAACAGCUACAAGAGGUCGGCGGCCCUCGGCCAGUUCGUCAUGCACAGGGGCCUCGUCAUCUCCACCAUGCAGGCUGUGUUUUCCUCGGUCUUCUACUUCGCAUCUGUCCCUUUGUACCAGGGCUUCCUCAUGGUGGGGUAUGCGACCGUGUACACCAUGUUCCCCGUGUUCUCCUUAGUGCUGGACCAGGACGUGAAGCCAGAGAUGGCGAUGCUCUACCCGGAGCUGUACAAGGACCUCACCAAGGGGCGAUCUUUGUCCUUCAAGACCUUCCUUAUCUGGGUGCUCAUCAGUAUCUACCAAGGCGGCAUCCUCAUGUACGGGGCCCUGGUGCUCUUCGAGUCUGAGUUCGUCCACGUGGUGGCCAUCUCCUUCACCGCGCUGGUGCUGACCGAGCUGCUGAUGGUGGCGCUGACCGUCCGCACAUGGCACUGGCUGAUGGUGGUGGCCGAGUUCCUCAGCCUGGGCUGCUAUGUGUCCUCACUUGCUUUUCUCAAUGAAUAUUUUGGUAUAGGCAGAGUAUCUUUCGGAGCUUUCUUAGAUUUUACCUUUGUCACCACCGUGACCUUCCUGUGGAAAGUGUCGGCUAUCACCGUAGUCAGCUGCCUCCCGCUCUAUGUGCUCAAGUACCUGAGACGCAAGCUCUCUCCUCCCAGCUACUGCAAGCUGACCUCGUGAGGGGCCGCACACCCCACAGGCUGGCCCCGGCCCCGCUGCCCUUCCCAGUGACCACAGGGUUUGCCAUUGCUGCCAAGCGAGUGCCACAAGCAAGGGAGGGCACACUGGGCAAGGCCAGCGCACAGGUGCUGGGACGGCCUCCCCCGCCUCUCAGUGUGGGGCGUCACCCCUGCCAGGCGAGCCCAGGGCACAGAUGCUGGGACAGGCACUCCCUCUCAGUACGGGGCUUCACCCCUGCUUGCUUUCUUCUUUUGUAUUCUUUCUCAAAAUUUUAUUACCAUACUGAAGCAGCUUGAGUCUCUACUGAGAACGAGCCCUAAUUACUUCAGUAUUACUGUAAAGGGUUUGUCUUACUCUGGCAUUCUGAGAAUUAGAAUGAAAGUUUGAUGUCUGCAGUUCCCUAACAUUCACAUUCUUUCUUUGAUGUUAAAACACAAAGUCAUUCCUACUCAAAUGUCAUAAAAUGCAGGCUCCACG
Saimiri boliviensis boliviensis (Bolivian squirrel monkey) is the source of this 4051-nucleotide messenger RNA. It is a transcript of the gene ATP9B, whose product is annotated as ATPase phospholipid transporting 9B (putative). Gene Ontology annotation, biological process: phospholipid translocation; retrograde vesicle-mediated transport, Golgi to endoplasmic reticulum; endocytosis. NCBI's taxonomy places the organism in Eukaryota, Metazoa, Chordata, Mammalia, Primates, Cebidae. Gene Ontology annotation, cellular component: plasma membrane; endosome; trans-Golgi network. The record is from RefSeq and is a predicted model, not a curated record. Gene Ontology annotation, molecular function: magnesium ion binding; ATP binding; ATP hydrolysis activity.